This is a messenger RNA of Sugiyamaella lignohabitans, 891 nucleotides long. RefSeq lists its product as uncharacterized. The record is from RefSeq and is a predicted model, not a curated record. The coding region runs from base 1 to 891 and encodes 296 amino acids. NCBI's taxonomy places the organism in Eukaryota, Fungi, Ascomycota, Dipodascomycetes, Dipodascales, Trichomonascaceae. The transcript has a single exon.
AUGAGCGAUUUUGGCGACCUGGGCUCAAAAAUGAGCGUUAAUUCACCACUGCUACGGGCUCAGUCAUCAUCUCCCAAGAUAGUUGUUGGUAAUGAUACUGGCGAUAACGUCUCGGAUUUCGAUUAUUCCCGUUAUAAUCGGGGUGGCAGCGUCAUUGGCCAGGAUACAAUACCUGAACCGGAUUAUGCGCUGAAAGUGGCAUAUAGGACAUCAAUAUUCUUCCAUGCUCUUGCAAUCUCAUUGACCAUUGCUUCUAUUUAUUAUCCAAGGUGGUUACGAGGAAAAACCAUUAGCGAUGGCACAUCGAGUCCUAUAGCAUACUCAUACAUAGGACUUGGUGAACAAUGCUUGGAUGGACAGCCAUGUACCAAGUUUCCAGCACCAUCCGACUGUCGAAAAUAUGGAGAAGGAUUCUGUGCAGCGUGGCAGUCGGCUGCUUUUGCCAUGUGGGUAUCAUUAGUGUUCCAGACCACGUCCGAAUUUGCACUAAUCUGUACCGUGAUUAUUGGUACCAAACCAAUAAUUCGUAGAGGCUGGAAACUAAUUUGUAUAUUAGUGGGCAUUUCCAUCCUGUUUCAGUUUGUCUCGACCAUCACUACGGCACUUCUCCUUGAAACUACACCUAAAUUCCACGGCCACGAUAAUCGCAUCUGGGCUCUCGGCACCGGCUGGGGUUCAGCAACUGUAUCAUGGGUCCUGAGUUUAUUCAUAACAAUGGGAAUCUCCAUUGUGGGAAUCAUGUCACAAAGUCCAUCAGACGGCACCGACGACGGCGAGCUUUACGAUAACGACCUCGACUCAUUCACCACCGACGGCGACGGACUGCCUCGCGACGACUUCUACUACUACAAUCGCCAGACCCGGCGCAAUUAUCUAGCUUGCAAUACUUGA